UGGACUGAAUUGAAUAAUUCGUCUAUUUCACACUGCCUCACCAAAGUGCAACAUACCUUCCUCAGUUACUCUCGACCUACUCUCGACCUACGCCAAUAUGAGUCUCCAAAGCCCUCCCGAGAAGCCUUAUCGGGGCUCCCAUAGAGCUUCCUCCACCGGUAGCUUUAUGGAAGAGAUCACGGUUGCCCGUAAGGAGCUCGAUGCCUUGGCCAUUGACUCAACACCAGACUCGUCUUCGCCACCUUCCCUGACCGGUAGCCCUGUUGCUGGCAUGUCUCCUGCGACCCCGGCCCUAGACACGCUAGUAGCAGAUGGGUUUGCCUUUGCCUUCGACAUUGACGGCGUCCUGGUGCGAGGCGGGCGUGCCAUUCCAGAGGCAGUCGAGGCCAUGCGGUACCUUAACGGAGAGAACGAAUAUGGGCUCCGAAUUCCUUACAUCUUCCUCACCAAUGGAGGCGGAAAGACAGAAGAGGAACGCUGUGCGGAUCUGUCGGGCCAGAUGCAGAUCGACAUUUCCCCUGCCCAGUUCAUUUGCGGUCACACUCCCAUGAGGGAGAUGGCCGAGCGCUUCCGUACCGUCUUGGUCGUCGGCGGCGAAGGCGAGAAAUGCCGCCAGGUAGCUGAGGGUUACGGCUUCCGCGACGUCAUCACGCCAGGCGACAUCAUCAAACACAACAGUGCCACCACUCCGUUCCGGAAGCUAACAGACACCGAGUUCUUCAACUCGCGCGAGCGUGACUUCGGUAACGUCACCAUCGAGGCCAUCUUCGUCUUCGCCGACUCGCGGGACUGGGCCGGCGACAUCCAGAUCAUGUUGGACAUCGCCAUGUCCAAGGGCGGCCGCCUGGGCACUCUGUCGGAGACGCUGGACGAGGGCCCGCCCAUUUACUUCUCGCACAACGACGUCGUCUGGUCCGCUGCCCACGACAACGUCCGCCUCGGCAUGGGUGCCCUGCGCCGCAUGCUGGAGGUGAUCUUCAAGGACGUCACCAAGAAGAAGGGCGUCCUGCACACGCACGCCUUUGGCAAGCCACAAGUGAGCACCUUCGAGUUCGCGACACGUCUCCUCCAGCGAUGGCGCCGCCAGCAGCACGGCUUCAACGCCCCGCCCGAGACGGUCUACUUCGUUGGAGACACCCCCGAGAGUGACAUCCGCGGUACCAAUGCCUACAACGAACAAUCCGAGAACGACUGGUACAGCAUACUAGUCAAGACGGGCGUGUAUCAGGAAGGCACGGAGCCUGCGUACAAACCAAGGGUCACUGUCAACAACGUGCUCGACGCCGUCAGGUACGGCCUUCAGCGAGAGAUGCGCAAGCGGGUUGUCCAUUCUUUCCGCAAGGACGUGCUAGGAGAAGAGGCCUGCCUCGAAGCUCUCAACGGAAAGGACAGCGCGGUUCUGACCCCUCUAGAAGAGCGCGCUUCUCCCAUCUUGGGUUGAGCGCCUUUCAGGGGUACGGGGCGUU
Molecule: messenger RNA, 1466 nt
Organism: Sodiomyces alkalinus F11
Lineage: Eukaryota; Fungi; Ascomycota; Sordariomycetes; Glomerellales; Plectosphaerellaceae
Product: HAD-superfamily subfamily IIA hydrolase
Exons: 2
Coding region: 98-1441 (447 amino acids)
Biological process (GO): glycerophospholipid biosynthetic process
Cellular component (GO): mitochondrion
Source: RefSeq, a predicted model, not a curated record